AUGAUAAGGAAAGCAAAGAGUGUCGGGAAGGCGUUAGAUGGGGUCGAGAACGGUGGAGUCGGAACCGGUGGAGUGGGGAGAGAUGGAGUGGGUAAGGGUGGAGUGGCAGGGGAGAAGGCAGAAGGUGGUUUUAGUGAUUGCCCAUCUUCAGUUUCUAUACGCUCUGAUGCUGCUGCUAGUGCCACUGGCUCUGCUUCUGGCGCACGGGUUGUGAGGAUUAAGAAAGGAGGCAGGAGCAAGAGCAGCUCAGAGGGGUGUAGAGUGGUGAAGCUGGGUGAGGAGGGGAGAGAGGUAGGAGCUGGGUCAAGCUGCGGUGAUGCGAAUCGGUUGGGUGCGGUUGAAAUAGAAGGGGAAGUUCCCCUGGUGGUUUCGGGCAGAAGUAAAAGCGCGGUGUAUGGAAGGAGCUUAGAGAAAGGUGAGGAGGGGUCGGGGAGUGGGAGGCGCCGGGCAUCUGAAGUUCUCCAGGCUGCCCGGCGGGCAGCAAAACAUGCGAAUGCACUGAAGCAGUCCGAAAAAGCAGCGCAGGCAGAAGGAGGAGAAGCAGCAGGAGGAGGAGGAGGAGGAGGAGGAGGAGGAGCAGAAGGAGCAGGAGAAGAGGGAUUAGUAGGAGAAACAAGGGUACAUGAGCGAACAGGAGGAGAGGGAGUCACGGAAGCAGCAGCAGACGCAGGGGAUAGGCCUUUUGCUGGUGUAAAACAGCCGACUAUGCAUUACUGGGUGCCUUUGAAGGGUGACGAUGAGGAGGAGGAGGGGGGUGAGGAGGAGGGUGAGGAGGAGGAGGAGGGGGAGGAGGAGGAGGAGGAUGAGGAGGAGGAGGAGGAUGAGCAGGAGGACAGUGAUGCGGCUGCCACGCCAACAUUCGCAACAGCAAGAACACAUGCAACGCAGCAGCAGCUUCAGCAGCAGCAGCAGCAGCAGCAGCAGCAGCAGCAGCAGCAGCAGCAGCAGCAGCAGCAGCAGCAGCAGCAGCAGCAGCAGCAGCAGCAGCAGCAGCAGCAGCAGCAGCAGCAGCAGCAGCAGCAGCAGCAGCAGCAGCAGCAGCAGCACAGGCCAGCAGUGGCAGCCCAGGGACGCCCCCGUGCAAGGUCGGAAGGAAGCUUGCAUUCCAAAGGGGACGUUUCCGAUGCUGAGACCACCCUUGCAGUGAAACCCCCCCAAAGGGUUGCUUCUGAGUGCUCUCAAAACGGUUUUGGCGCGAAAACCCCGAGGGGGAAGGGCAAGGGGGGGGGUCUGAAGUGUGGCGGGAAAGCUAGCUUGUCAGACGCCCCAGUCGAUUCCAGACUGGAUGAAUCAAGAGUGGGGAAGGAAUCAGCUGUGGGAACAUCCACUGUUUGUACAGCUGCAGCAGCUAAGCCACAAUCGAUUCUGCAGCUGGAUUUGAGCGCUCUUGACUCCUCUGCCCCUUCAUCUGAACAUCCCAUGGUCUUCCCUCCUGCCUCGCGUUCCGCCUCCUCCUCCUCCUUCUCCCCUUCGCGCCCCUCAAACCCCUCGUCCCCCUCACCCCCCUCACCCCCCUCCCCAUCCUCCCCCUCCUCACCCUCCUCUCUCCCUGUCCACAAGGCUCGCACCCUUCCCUCCUCUCAAGCUUUAUCCGAGCUGAAUCGGCGGGUAGAACGGGACUUGCACGGAGUUAAAACCGUCCCGGAACUAAGGGUGCUAGCACGGCAAACCUCAGAAGGAAGGAUGCUAGAAGCUGCUGCGAUGCGAGCAUCAGCAACCCUAGAGCUACAGAAGCAGCAGCACCAGACCCUUAUGAACGCCAGGAACAGCAGAUUCACCUCCUCCUCCUCCUCUUCCUUGCAGCCCUCCUCUGCCUUUGCCUCCUCUUCCUCCUUUGCCUUUCCCAUAGCCACCACCAAGUUAACCGGUUUUUCUUCCAACUCCUCUUCCUUCAACUCCUCAUCUUCCUUAAAGCCCUCCUCUUCUUUCCUUCCCUCCUCCUCCCACCUGACCGUUUCCCAGUCAGCCUACUGCUCUCCUGUCGUCCGCACACCCGCUUCCCUUACACCCACAAUCUCCAGUAUCGGCCGGCUGUCGAGCGAUCUCGGCCCUUCAUUCGACUCGUCGGAUCUCGCUGCUGCUGUGGCUGCUGCUGCGGCUGGUGGUGGUGGGAUGAGGGGGAGAAGCAGCAGGGGCGUGGGCAUGGGUAUGGGUCCAUCCCCGUUUGUUGCCCGUGCUGCUGCGACCAUGCAGAAGGGAGCUGUUUGUCAACGGCGGUAUGGUGGCGGUGGCGCUGCUGCUGCCCCUGCUGCUGUUGGUGCUACAGGUGCUGGUUGUGCUGGUGUUGGUAGUGGUAACGGUGGUGUUGGUGUUGCCAAUGCUGCGGCUGCUGCUGGUGGCUCUGCGGGGGACUGGGAUGGACAAAAGGAGUGGGGUUAUAGCACUGGAAGCACCAACACUGGUGCUGGUACUGCUAAUUUCGACAGCAGCGGCCUUGGUUACACGGGUAGCAGCACCAGCAGCAAUACCAAUGCAAACACCAACCCCGCCGACACCAUCACCAAUGGCAACACUAGUAGCAACGCCAAUACUGAUACCAACGCAAACCACCACCCGCCCGCCGACGACUACGAGACAACGAACACCGGCCACACGGCAGCAGUGUUUCGGCGGAAAACCAUGGCAAGGCGGCCUGCAGGCGCAGUUGCACUCUCACCCACUCCCGCCCUCCAAUCGCGCCAGGCCUUCCAGGCCACUGACGUGACUUCUGGGUUGACUCGCAAGUCAUCUCUUCAGACCAACACUCUUCAGACCACAACUCCCCACGCUGCCUCCACUCGCCACGGUACCACCAGUCUUCGCUCUCCUCGCUCCCCUGCUGCUCUUCCUUCUCCCCGCUCUCCUACUCCCACCGCUCCUCUGUCCCCCACUCAGGGUCAGCAGCAGCAGCCACACACUCCCCCUCGUUCCCCGCCCUCUAGCGCCGAGUGUGGCGCCACGAGUGUUGAAACAUCUCAAAAGGCCCGCACCCAGGGUCAGCAGCAGUCCCACACUCCCACUCAUGCCCCGGCCUCUAAUUCCCAGGGAAGCACCGCCGUCACCGCCGUCACGGCCGGCAAAGCCGGCAAAGGAGCAGCCUCGUCGUCCUCCUCAAAGCCGGGGAAGAGCAACAAAUCGAGUGUAAGCUCCACCACAAAAGAUAGCAAAAAGGACGGCGGAGUGAAAAAAACUGCUGUGGCAAAUGGUGCAAAGAAAAAGAGCAAGGAAGGCUCUCACACGAGGGAUGGUAGCUGGGCCAGCAGUGGCACCGGCACCGGGCCUAACAGCCCUCUCGUACCCCCUUUGAUCCCCAUUGCCAAGCCUGUUACUCAGGCUCGUGAAGCUGUUGCUCAACCUGUUACGCAUGAGCUUUCCAAUUCAGGAGUGGCUGCGAGCAAGUCGUCGUUGCCUUCUUCGUCGCCUGUAGCAAGGAGCGGGCUUGAUAUCGGGAUUUGUCGGUUUGUGUGCACGGCACCGCCGCAGCUACCAACGCCGCACGUCUCCGACUGUUCACGAGGUGCCGCGGCUUUGCACGGAGGGGAAGCCGCCAAUGGUUCUAUCAGUAGUGGUUCCGCCGGUCGCGCCGCACGAGCGGUACCACUCAAGAAGCGCGACGCCGCAUUCCUCCAAGAGCUGUCGGUGCGCGAGGAAAUGGCGGCGCAACGCGAACGUCGCACGCGCAUUCGCGAACUUGUUGCGAGGGACCCCGAAGCACUCUCUCCGCUCACCGACCCCGUCCCCGCGGGAUGCCCGGUGGCGCGCGGUUUUUUUCCACAAACGGCGGUUUUGGCGGGGUGCGCGCGGGACGACGUGUUGGGGGUCGAAGUGCGCACCAACGUUCCGCUUGAAGCUAUCGAUAUCGGGCUCGAGUCGCACAAUCGGCGAAUAGGUGACGUGUAUGACGUGGUGCCGUUAUUCGCGAUCCCGAUGGGCGGAACAAACGGCCCGGGUUCAAAUCUUGAAGACGACGAAACUUUAGCAGCGCCGCUGGGGAUUAGGCGGAAAGUGUGGGCAGACGAGGACGACGAGAGCGAGGGGGAAGACGAACCGCUCAGCACCGUGCUUUUGAAGGGCAGUGGCGGGGGGACGAGGGGAGGGCGGAAGCAGAUCGGCGAAGCGGAGUCGGAAGACGAAGGCGGAAGUGCGCGAAGAGAUUCGCGCGCGCGGGCGCAGCAGUGGCGGGUGGCGGUGGUGGCGGCGGACGAUGUCAUGGCGGCGGACCCCGCGCUGCUGCGCGAUUGGUUCAACGUCUGCGCCAACACAAGGGCGCUCUCCGCGUAUCUGCAGAAGGGUACGCGCAGGUCGAGGGUAUGCGCAAGGUACCCGCAGUUCCAUGCUGGCCGCCGCGGUUCGCCGUUGCGGCUGCGUGGCAUGACGAUCUUGCCGCAGGAACGCGACGCGGCACGCAACUUAGUGUCGAGCGCGCACUUCUCGUGGAUGCUGCAAUACGCCAUCGACUUCGCCAUCUGCCGCUGCGCCGUCGCCGCGGACGCACCGCUGGAUGACUGCCACGUGGCGGAAGCAGCGCGAAUCUCCGAUUCCGCGGAAGUGAGCAGCGGCACCGCGAGGAGCUCCGCGGUGGGGGACGAACGGGAGGGCGCGGCGGCGGACAAGGCGGGUUCCGCGGAUCAGCUCGGCGCGAUUCCGGCGUCUAUUUCCGGCCGCUCCGCUGCGACGACCGGCACGAGCACGCGGAACUCCUUAUCGUCUGCGCCAGAGGCUGGUGGACUGAUAGCCGCGGAUGAUUCCCCGCAACGAAGCGCGACCCUAUCCGACAACAUUCCCCUGUGCGACUCGCAGUACGAUUCGGAUCGGUCGGGUCCCCUGGUCUCCGCGCGGGACGACGUUGGGUCGUCACGUGCGAAGUCGUACAGGCGCUCUGCGACGCUGGGGGUGGCAGAGCAGGAUGCUGGGAAAGGGAACCGGAAACGCACUGCCAGCCCAGGGGGAGGCUCGGGUAGUGCCCUUUCAAGCUCUAAAACUUCCUCCUCUGAGUGCGUAGGUGCUACGUGCGUAGGAGGGUGGAACCGAGACUUUGAGUCGGGUGGUGGGACAAAAAGGACUGAUACCGACGAGUCUGGUUUGACGUCUCGGGUUGCAGGAGGUACAGCAGCAGCACGGGUGGAUGGAGGGUUGGGUGGAGCAGAAGCAGGCGAGGGUGUGUUUCAGAAUGUGCAGCAGCCGCAGCAGCAGCAGCAGCAGCAAAAGAAGGGUGGUGAUGGGAAGGUGAAUGUGAUUGCAGAGGGGGGAGUGGCACCUGAGGAUAUCUUCGGUUUCCUGCGUGAUUCCAGACUGACAGCCACUGUGGCAAAAGAGGGGCCUUUUGGGGCUCCUCAAAAGCCAUCAAGUGCCAAGACAGCAGCCCAAACACCGCAAACAUUGCAACCAUUGCAAGCACUGCAAGCAGCGCAAGCAGCUCAGGCUCCUCCGGCUUCUCAGUCACCUCUUGAGCCACAGGCACCGCAGAACCCUCCGGAUUUGUUUGAUUUCCUUCGUGAUCCACGGCUCAAGGCCACAAUGCCUAAAGGGGGCGAUGCCUGGAUUAACACUGCAGCAGCAGGAGCAGCAGGUGCAGCAGCACAUGCACCUCUUUCCUCCAGGUCGUCCCUGCACGCCAACCUCCAACUAGAUGUAUCUGGGGAAGGUGCUACCUGUGUGGAACAGGGGUCAGCUGAGAGAGUCUCGCCUAUGGAGAGGGAUGGCAGAGGGAGCAGGCAGCAGCAGGAGAGCCAAAUACUUUCCAACCCUGUUGGGAGGAAAGCAUCUGCUUCUACUGUCUCUGCUGCAUCCGCUCCCACCUCUCCUAGAGCAGCAGCCAAACCUGCCCUGCUGUUUCAAAGCCUCACUCCCCUUACCCACCUGUCGCCUUCUCUAGGGAAGGGCAGUCAGGAGGGUGGCGAGGGGGUGAGGGAAGGGGUGCUGGGGUUGGAGGGGGAAAAGAAGGUUCAGGAGCAUGAGAGCGGGUUUUUUCAGGGAAUGCAGCAGGUGCAGAGUGGAGAGCAGCAGCAGCAGAAAGGGAGGAAGAAGGGGAUGGUUCGGUGUGACCCUGCUGCUGCUGCUGCUCCACCUCCUCCUCCUCCUGCUGCUGCUGCUCCACCUCCUCCUCCUCCUGCUGCUGCUGCUCCACCUCCUCCUUCUGCUGCUGCUGUUGGCACAGGGGCUCGUUCAGAGGCAGCUGUGGACAUGAGCGAAUCAACCCCAUCCGUAGACCGCAUGAGGCCAUUAGCAGCCCACAUGCGGGCGGCCAGCUUCAGUUCCCACAGCAGCCUGAGCAUGAGAGAAUCACCUGUCACACAUACCCAUGACCCCAGGAGGGCGCUAGGCAAGAGCUCGAGCUAUGAGACAGGCUCCCACAGCAGCCUGAGCAUGAGAGAAGCACCUGUCACCACCACUCUCGCUACCCGUUCCGGUUCGACAAACAGCCGUGACCCCAAGAGGGCACUAGGCAAGAGCUCAAGCUAUGAGACAGGCUCGGCGGUUUCAAGCAGGGUUGUUAGAAUGUCCCUUGAAUCUCCUUCCACUCACUCUGCAGCUGGCGCUGGGCUUUUCAGAAAAUUCACACACGACGGCCUGAUGACCCCAUCCAAAGAUUCGUGCGUGGAAGAAGAUGUUUCCCCUCCACCCCUGCAGCCCUCCCCGUUUCUCGCAGCGAUCAUAUCGUCUUCCCAUGGUGCCUCCACCUCUUCCCUUUCCCGUUCCCUGUCCUCUCUGAAGCCCCCUGCUCCGUCACUCGCCAGUGCUUCCCCUUCCCGGCAACCGGAGCAGUCUUCUCGCAAGCUGUCGCGCUCCCAGUCAUCCAACUCCGUUGCCGCAACGGCUCGUGUUUCCCCGUCGCCUCGCCUGCUGCUGCGGUCACCAUCUGCUCUCUCUGCGCGGCGGAAAGCCCCGGUACCAACACCGAGCCAAUCGUCUAGCAUUAGUCCCCCCGACGCCGAGCCACACAAGAAAGAUGUGGUUGUGUCCCGGCACGAGGAGUGUGGUGCCAUUUUGAAUGAUGGAGGCCGUGCAAAUUCGCGUCGUGUAAGUGAGGUGGGGAGUGGGAGCAAGAGAGUGGGGGUGCGAGGGCUGUUUGAUGUGGAAGAGGAGGGUGAGGAGGCGGACGAGGCACCGGUGUUUGGGUCGUCCGGUAAAAGUAGGUCUUUGCCGCAUAGAAGGCGAGCUUCGCUACCCGUGAUGCCAUUACCUGCGCAUGUUGAGGAGCAAGAAGCAUGGUAG
Molecule: messenger RNA, 7194 nt
Organism: Closterium sp. Naga37s-1
Lineage: Eukaryota; Viridiplantae; Streptophyta; Zygnematophyceae; Desmidiales; Closteriaceae
Source: the annotation of a GenBank genome assembly